AUGCAAGAUCCAAAUGCCGAUACAGAAUGGAAUGACAUCCUCCGUGCCAGAGGUAUUCUCCCGCCUAGACCAGGUCCAACCGAGGAGGAGAUUGCGGAUGAGAUGGAUAGAGCGAUAGCUGCUGCGCAGGAUAGGCAUUUGGAAGAAAAACAACUUGACGAGUUGGAUGAAUUGGAAGAUGAAGAGGAUGAGAGGGUGUUGAUGGAGUAUAGAAGAAUGCGUAUUGCUGAGAUGAAGGCUCAGGCUAUGCGGGAGAAGUAUGGUGAAGUGAUACAUAUAUCCAAACCCGAGUUUGUAAAGGAAGUCAGUGAAGCAAGUAAAGACGAUUGGGUCGUUGUGCAUUUAUACAGAGAUGACAUCCCUCAUUGCAGACUUGUUAAUAGUUAUCUGAAUACUCUUUCUAAAAAAUACAAAUCAACAAAGUUCGUUAAAAUAAUUGGAGAUCAAUGUAUUCCCAAUUAUCCAGAUAAAAACCUCCCCACCCUGUUGGUUUAUGGAGAGGGUGAUAUCAGAGCGCAGGUUGUUGGGCUGGCUCAAUUAGGUGGAGAUCGUGGAGGAAUAGAAGGUGAGUGA
Paraglomus brasilianum is the source of this 573-nucleotide messenger RNA. The record is from the annotation of a GenBank genome assembly. Lineage: Eukaryota; Fungi; Glomeromycota; Glomeromycetes; Paraglomerales; Paraglomeraceae.